Messenger RNA from Thrips palmi, 3288 nucleotides. RefSeq names its product aminopeptidase N-like. NCBI's taxonomy places the organism in Eukaryota, Metazoa, Arthropoda, Insecta, Thysanoptera, Thripidae. The transcript has 14 exons. The coding region runs from base 132 to 3143 and encodes 1003 amino acids. Gene Ontology annotation, molecular function: metalloaminopeptidase activity; zinc ion binding; peptide binding. Gene Ontology annotation, biological process: proteolysis; peptide catabolic process. The record is from RefSeq and is a predicted model, not a curated record. Gene Ontology annotation, cellular component: cytoplasm.
UGGCCGCGUCCGGCGACCUCCCGCUCGCCGAGCAGGCCGCCCGGCUGGGCUUCACGCUGCCGCCGCGGAAGGUCCGCGCCGAGGUCGCCGUCGAGGCCACGGCCACGGGCGCACAGGCCUACCCCUUCGGCAUGGCGGACCCCCAGCCGCCGCAGCGCUCCCGCCAGAGGAAGCUGGACACCAGCACCAGGACCAAGCGCGCCGCCGACGACGUGUACGACGAGACCCUGCUGCCCACCAACGUGGUGCCCACCAGAUACACGGUCACCAUGGCGCCCAACCUGGCGACCGGCAUCUUCUACGGCUCCACGGACAUCUACAUCAACGUGGUGGAGGCCACCUCCCGCAUCAUCCUCCACGGCGCUCCGGACAUCACAUUUAGCGAAGUUCAGAUUUUGAAGGAGACCGCGCCGGACACGGGCACUUUUGUCGACAACGGCAAAGCCACCUUCGUGCUGCUGGACCCCAACGAGGACUUGGAGCGCCUCGUCAUCGACCUGGACACCGCGCUGGUUGCGGGCGUACACUACCUCCUGCGCUUCCCCCUGUUCGGGGCCUACCUAAGGAACGACCUCAAGGGCUUCUACUUGUCCACCUACGAACUCGCCAACGGCCGCACAGUUCGGCUGGCGACGACGCAGUUCGAGCCGCCGGCAGCCCGCUUCGCCUUCCCGUGUUUCGACGAGCCCGCCCUCAAGGCGCGCUUCCAGAUCGUCGUGGAGCACGACCCCUCCUUCACCGUCAGGUCCAACAUGCCGGAGGCGUCCAACACCAGACCGACGCUGACCACGGUGCGCACCGUGUUCCAAGAGACCCUCCCCAUGUCCACGUACCUGCUGGCGUGGGUGGUGUCCGACUUCGCCGAGCUGACCUCGUCCGGCGACGCCAACCUCAAGACGUGGGGCAGGAAGAACCUGCUGCGUGCCGACUCGGCCUACCUCGCCAACCUGGUGGGGCCCAAGGCUCUGCAGCUGCUGGGAGAAUUCAACGGCAUCAAGUACGAGCUGCCCAAGAUGGACCAGUUCGCCAUCCCGGACUUCGACGCUGGCGCCAUGGAGAACUGGGGCAUCGUCACGUACAGGGAGGAGUACUUGCUGGAGACCUCGGACACCACGAUCCGCAUCCGCGAGUUCAUCGCCACGACCGUGUGCCACGAGUUCGGGCACCAGUGGACGGGAGACCUGGUCACCCUGGACUGGUGGUCCAACACCUGGCUCAACGAGGGCUUCGCCACCUACUUCGAGAACGUCAUCUGCGACAAGAUCUUCCCCGAGUGGAACCUCAUGGACAAGUACGUGACGGACAACGUGCACGUUGGCAUCGCCCACGACGUGAUGCCCGGCCAGAUCGCCAUGUCGAGCCCCGCGUUCGGCACGGCCGCCAUCGAGGCCAAGUUCGACCGCAUCUCCUACAAGAAGGGCGGAUCCGUGUUGCGCAUGUUUGAACACAUUCUCGGCACCGAAGUGUUCAAGAAGGCAAUGAACAGUUACCUGUCAACCUACCAUUACGCCAACGGCUCCCCCGACCGCCUCUUCCGCGCCAUGAACACCGCGGCGGUGGCGGCGUCCUCCCCGCUGCCCCCGAACACGGACUUCGCCACCAUGGCCAAGACGUGGACCGAGCAGGCCGGCGUGCCCGUGGUCACCGUCACCCGCAACACGGCGCAGGGCGCAGUCACCCUCACCCAGGAGCAGUUCUUCUACGAGACCCCCGAGGACCAGCAGAAGACGCUGUGGUACGUGCCCAUCCCCGACAUCGUGAACCCCAAGACCAAGGACUGGACCAAGACGGCCCCCGUCCGCUGGCUGACCCCCGACGCCCCGACCAUCGCGGACCUCGACGUCGACGCCAGCGCCACCGAGUGGAUCGUGGUCAACCCCAGGCAAAUCGGCUACUACCUCGUCAACUACGACGCGGACAACUGGAAGCUGCUGCACCAGGCGCUGCUCAAAACCCCUGACGAGCUGCACCCGUCCACGCGCACCCAGCUGGUGCACGACUCGCUGGCCAUGGCGCGCGCGGGCAAGCUGGACUACGCGACGGCACUGCCCUUCCUGCAGGCACUCAAGGCUGAGCGUUCGCCCGCCGUCUGGAAGGCCGGCAUCGAGGCGCUCACUUUCCUGCGCGACAGGCUGGCCAACACGGAGGCCGGCACCGCGCUCAAGGCCUUCAUCCAGCAGAUCACCGCCGACGCGUACGACGCCGUGGGUCUCGGCGCGUCCGCGACCACGCCCACCGCCGACACGUCCAAGGACGAGGAGCGCUACCUGCGCUUCCUCGUGGCCAGCUACGCGUGCUACGCCGGCAACAAGAAGUGCGUGGCGGACGCCAUCCAGGCCGUCGGCGAUCUCUACGACAACGACGUCAGGCCCAACGCGGACGUCAGGGACGCCGCCAUGUGCUACGCCGUGCAGAACUCGGACGACGCCUUCAACUCGAUCAUCGACAGCUACAUGGAGACGUCGGACUCGAAGGAGCGUGGCCUGUACGCCGCGGCGCUAAGCUGCACCAUGAACCACCCUCUCCUCGAAUUCCUCAUGAACGGCAUCAUCGCCAAGCAGGACGACACCUCCCUGAACGCCGCCGACCUGCAGGUACUCAUCAACGCCAUCCUCAGCCGCUGGGACAACCACAGGUUCAUGCUCAACUACUACAAGAAGAACUGGAGGAACAUUUACAGAUUCACUGGCAACUCCUUCUACGUCAACGUGCUGAACGCCCUCAUCGGCGACAUCCGUACCCAGGCGGAGCUCGACGAGGUGACGGCAUUCGUCGCCAAGGACUUCCCCGAGACCACCGCCACCGUUCGCCGGGAGUUCGACCUGAACCUGGACGCCGCCAAGAAGGGCCUGGCGUGGAACAUCAAGAACUUCGCCCAGGUCUCGCAGUGGCUGUACACCGCCACCAGCACGGGGCCCUUCGUCCCGACGGAGCCGACGUGGCCGCCCACCGGGCCCACCACCAACGCGCCCACCAAAGCGCCCACCACCAGGCCCACCACCCCCGCCACCAGGCCCACCACCGCGAGGCCCGGCCCGACGACGUCGCGCACGCCGAGCACCACGCCGAAGAGCGGCGCCAGCCAGGCGACCGGCGUGGCCUCCCUCGUGGCGGCCGCCCUCCUCGCCCUCUUGCUGCGGUGAACCGUCACCGUCAGGGGAGAGGGAUUCGACUGAGAGGACAAACGACGAACGGCCUCGCUUCCGUUCAAACUUUGCGGUUGUUUUGUGAUAAACGGCAAUGGUUUCGAAUAAAAUAAUACUCCGAGUGCCAACUAGGUGACUGUAA